This is a messenger RNA of Phacochoerus africanus (Common warthog), 2893 nucleotides long. RefSeq names its product orphan sodium- and chloride-dependent neurotransmitter transporter NTT5-like. Gene Ontology annotation, cellular component: membrane. NCBI's taxonomy places the organism in Eukaryota, Metazoa, Chordata, Mammalia, Artiodactyla, Suidae. Gene Ontology annotation, biological process: sodium ion transmembrane transport. The record is from RefSeq and is a predicted model, not a curated record.
CCACCCUCCCCCCCAAACGAUCAGGCGGCUUCAAGACCCGUGCUUUUGAGUCGGGUCAGCAAGGAAGGAGGUCCCAUACCUGCAGACACAGGAACUAGAGUCCACCCAGGAUGACAACUGUUAAUGACAACAUGGAGGCCCAGAAUGAGGAACCUCAGCUGUCUAAACCCUCGGAUUCCAAAACCAUGGUUGUUACUACCUCAGCUUUCCAGUUCUUAGUGCCCGAGAUGUUGCCUACUGAGGAAGUACCUGAGGAGAACCAGACUUUGGACCCUCUGUCAACAUACCUUUGGUCCGAAGGAGAGAAUGAAGACACAUUGGAGACCCUAGACAAAGACGAGCAGAAAGACGAAACCCCCCAUGACCGACCAUACUGGACCAAUAAAACUGAGUACUUCCUGGCCCAGGUGGGCUUCUCUGUCGGGAUGAGCACCAUCUGGCGCUUUCCUUAUCUGUGUUUUCACAAUGGAGGUGGCAGUUUUCUCUUCAUCUACAUCCUCAUGCUGUUCUUGGUGGGGGUUCCUCUCCUGUUCCUGGAGAUGGCAGCUGGUCAGAGGAUGCGGCAGGGCAGCAUCGGCGUGUGGAAGGCCAUCAGCCCCUGGAUUGGAGGUUUAGGGUAUACCAGCUUCAUGGUGUGCAUCAUCGUGGGCUUGUACUACAGUGUGCUCCUGGCCUGGAAUUUCUUCUAUUUGGUCCAGUCUUUCCAGUCUCCACUGCCUUGGUUAUUGUGCCCCAUAGCCAACAACCUCAGUGCUUAUGAUCCCGAGUGUGCACGGACCACACCCGCUACCUACUUCUGGUACCGGAAGGUACUGAAGGCCACAGAUGAAAUCGAGAUGGGUGGGUUGCCAAUCCUGCAUCUCAGUGUCUCUCUCUUUGUGAUCUGGUUAAUUAUCUGCAUCUCCAUGAUCAAAGGGCUCAAGUCCACUGGGAAGAUGCUGUAUGUCUCAGUACUCCUCCCCUACGUCAUCCUUUUCUGUCUUCUUAUCCAAAGUCUGAAGAUGAAAGGUGCAAAUUUUGGUCUCAAGAAUUUGUUGGCUGCCAAGGUGAGGCAGCUGCCACCCUUUAUUUCUCUUAUUCAAAUGGGGGCGUCAAGGGCCGGUAGGUUGUUUGUCUGCCAGUGGCCCUCCCAGCUCCCUCCUUCACUCCCUUGUCCGUGUAUAUCCCUCCUUUUCUAUGCUAGUUUGCUUCUCCUCCUCAGGUGCCAGCUGUACUCUGUGGAAGUGUGGCGCCGAACAGGGAGCCAGCUCUUUUUGUCCCUGGGCCCCGGCUUUGGCAGCUUCACAGCAAUCAGCUCAUACAUCCCUCGGUCCAAUGACUGUGUCAUUGAUGCCUUUGCUGUGGCUUUUCUCAACUUGGUUGCCUCGGUGACUAUCACAGUGUUUGUAUCUGCCACCUUGGGCCACUUGGCCACAAAGGACAACGAACUCUGUUACAUGAUACGCUCAUCAGACAUUUAUAAAAUGUCUAUCUGCCAGCCCUGUAAUUCUACCUCUGUCCCCAGGAAUAUUAUGACAUUGAUAAACAUGGUCGAUGCUGAGAUGAUCCCCCCUGAGGCCAAGCCCCCAAAGAAUGUGUAUCAAGAUCCAAGCUCUCUCUACCCCUCAUGGCUCAACAGCCUCCCUGAACACAUCAAAAUCUCUAUCCUGCCCUAUUUGGUGGAGUGUGACUUAUCUGAGCAAUUGAAUAAGGCAGGUAAAGGUUGGGGAUGGGACCCUAGCGUUAUGGUGGGUCCAGGCGUGGCCAUCGUGGCAUUUAGUAACAUCAUCACUGUGUUUUCUGGAUCCACCUUCUGGGCCAUCGUUAUCUUCACGUUGCUGGUGAACCUGGGGCUGAGCACCAUGGUAGGGAUCAUACAAGGCAUCAUUACCCCUCUCCAGGAUACUUUCUCUUCCCUGAGGGAAUAUUCAAAGCUGCUCCCAGUGAGCGUCUGUGUGCCUAUGUUCCUGGGAAGCCUCCUUUUUGUGAGGCCCUCCGGCUCCUACUACGUGAACCUGCUGGAUGAUUACUGGGCAUCUCUGGCCCUCUUCUUCAUUGUCAUCUUGGAGUCCGUGGCCAUGGCCUGGAUCUAUGGGGCCAGGAGGUUCCUUGCAGACCUGAGUAUCAUGCUGGGCCGCCCCAUCUCACCCAUCUAUCGUUGGCUGUGGUGUUUUCUGUCUCCAUUUGUGCUGCUAGUCCUGUUCUUAAGCACCCUGAUUCACCUGUCUGUAAAGAAGAUCACCUACUUCGCCUGGGACUCAAGAAUUUCAGAUGAAGUGACUCGAGCUUAUCCAUCAUGGGCUAAAGUCUUGCUUACAGUCCUCAUCCUGGUCACCAUCCUGCCUGUCCCUGCCUACUUCUUCCACACCAUCGUCAGGCAGCUGUCUUCUGCCACCGUGAUCCACAGUAUGACCACGGUAGUCUUCAAACCCGAAGCCAAAGGAGGUUCACCAAAGGGACUUCCACGGCUUCAAGUGAGGCAAAGCCUGAAGAAGAUGAAUAAAAUGGAUAAAUAACCAGGGUAAAAACUUUCUACCAUGUGAGUAAUUCCUCUUGGAAAUAAAAGACUUGGUUCUUUUGGCACAACUGUUCUUUAUCAAAGCAGAAACUCCCUGGCUGGCAACUUGACAUUGGAAGAGGUAAACGUAGCAACUGCUAAAGUAACUGGACACAGAGAGCUUUUGUUUUCCUGGACUGGGGAAGUUUUUCUGGCCUGAUAGAGAUGAACAUAGCAGCCAUUCCCUACAUGUCCCACCCUUCCCCCACCAAACAUGCAGUAAUGCUGCUUGACUUCCAGUAUUUGGUUACUGGCGGCUGCUGAUCCUUCUUCUCCCAGGCUACCUUCCCCUGGGACUCGGUCUGUGCAAGAUCUGGUCCCUGCGAAACUAGAGUAAAAGCGGUGCUGGUAAAUGAA